This is a messenger RNA of Neoarthrinium moseri, 552 nucleotides long. RefSeq lists its product as uncharacterized. The record is from RefSeq and is a predicted model, not a curated record. Lineage: Eukaryota; Fungi; Ascomycota; Sordariomycetes; Amphisphaeriales; Apiosporaceae. The transcript has 2 exons. Bases 1 to 552 code for a protein of 183 amino acids.
AUGCAACUGCUUCUAAUCGCCUGCUUCACUGCGGCCUUGGCCAACUUUGCAACUGCGCUGUCUUACAACCAGUCUGUGGCAGACAUUGUCACCAGCAGCUUCACCACCUCAACUGUCGUCCGCUCAGAGCCCCUACCCUCCCAAUCCGCUACUACUGGCGGCCGCGGGGACGAAGUCAUUGUCCUUUCCGAAGAGCCUGGCUCGAACAGUUCCCUGUCCAUGGCGGCCAGCAUGCUUAGCUAUACCUGCUACGCGGAAUCAAAGACCAAUGCCGACGACUGCCAGGCCGUCAUCGACUCCAUCCGAAGCCUCAACGCCGACCUGUACCUCACGAAGGACGAGUGCCGCGGCUACACCCACGGCACGUGCAUCGCCAAGAUCUGCCAGAAGGGCGACCUGGAGACCCUCUGCACAACCUCGUGGCUGGCCGACCGGCUCGCGAGCCCGCUCAUGGCCAACUGCAUGAAGAAUGGCGAGAACGGCGUCCUAGCGGACUGCACCGACUUCAUGGGCGACUGUGGACACAACCGGAUCUGGCUUUCGAAUCUUUGA